AUGGGGAAAGUCGCCGAAACUGAAAGGGAAAAAGGCAACCUAAUGUAAAACAAAUCUGCCCCGAGACUGAAGGUAGCCUCCCCAAAAGGGCCUGGCUGUCAGGACACGUAACGGUAUACCUAACCGUAGCCUCAAAAGUAAACCUAAUCUUUAACCUUAUCACAGGCUUAACGCUAACCCUAAGCUUAACACUAAAUCUACAAGAAAUCCUGGCCCUAACAUUAACCGUAACCCCAUCCUAACCCUGACAUUAACCCUAGCCUCAAACAUAACACUAGACGUUAACCUAAACCGCAAUACAAUAGUUAACCGUUCUUGUAUAUAGACCAGAAAUGUGACGACGAGCUGGGGAGCCAGUCUCAAAAAUCUAAGCAAUAAAGAGUAUUUCGUUCCCAAAGAAUCUUGUCUAUUUCAUAUGCAUACAGUGAGUGCCCGAUCUCAUGAAAUGUUGGCUGAAAAAUGCAUGCUUCAUAUGUGGUCUUUUUUACAGAGUGUGGUUUCUACAGAAGAUUAAAAAGCGAUGCAUUCAAAAGUUCAUAUCCUGCCGAGUCCGAAAUGCUAUGGGACUAUGCCGCAUGCAAAUUAAUAUUACAACCGCGCGUAAUUACAAAUUCUCGAUCAAAAACGCAUUCCAGAAUUUCAGCCAACAUUUUAUGAUUGGGCACUUACUGCAGGUAUAAUCCUUCUUUGAGUAUAAAUAAUGAAAAUGACAACAUUUUCUAUUAAACGACUGACAGAAAGCAUAUUGUUGUUCGCGGUUUUUCUAAACUAUAUUUGAAUUUGCAAGACGAUCGAAGAUCAAUGGGAAAAUUCAUACUACAUGAAUAGUCAUUUUUUACCAAAUACGGCUUCUAUAGGACACUUAAAAGUUGUGUAUUGAAAAGCAGACUUCCUGCCAAGUCUGAAAUAUUAUUGGACAAUACACCAAGCUAAUCAAUAUUAUUUUCCCGCCUAAGUAAUCCUUCCUAAUUAAAAAGGCAUUUCCGAAUUUUAGCCAAAAUUUCGUGAGAUCGGUCACUGACUGUAUAUGCAGACAAGUGGGUGCCGAGAAAGACAAGUGAAUUUGCGAUAAUUAUUUACUUAAGAUGUGACUUAUAAAUCACUAAAGCUUACAAUAAAGCAAACAAACAUUCCCGAAACCUCUUUUGUAAUUCCUCUCCUCUUGUUUAGUUGCUUGUCUCAAAAAGGAUUUCGUCCUUCCUAAUAAUCCUUUUGGCCCACUUUAAUUUGAAGGGUUUUGCGGGACUGGUCAAAGGAAGAAAUUGUUUUGAACCCUCUGACAGCCAUUAGCGACCACUACCUCAACCUGGUGUCACGUAUCUGGUCACCCCUGUUGCUAACAAGAAGCCUUCAUCGAAUUUAUGCAAUUGAUCGCGCAGCCGAGGAGUUGGGCUUCCACUACCCCACUGGCGACCUCAUGCCAACGAAAAAGCCCGAUCAUUCGGCAGGCAGUGGCUUUGCUCCCAAACCUCCUAUGCCCUUCAAUCCGCCUCUGUUUUGGACUCGAUCCCCUUUCGUACUUGGCAUGCAUCCCAGGGAGGACUGGGGAACAAUUAUCCAGCGGCUUGCCGGUGACAUACUCUACGAUUGCAUGGAAGUCAAUCGGCUAGAAGGUGAGGCUGCUAAAGGUGACCCGUUCUACCUUAGAGGUUACUGGUGCAUACAGACUGUGCAAAAUUUGGAAGUUAUUUGGUGUUACCCACCCGCACGGCGCAUCAGGAAAAAGAAAUGCUUAGACGUGAUUAUAUGGAGGGUUUCCAGUGGGAUCUUAUUUUCUAGCCGUACGUGCAGUAGACAAGCCCAAGUCUGAUCCCUAAACCUUUAUCCCUAAACCCAUACUUCCUAUCUCAAACUUUAACCCCAAACAGGUACGCCUACGAAAUUAGAUCUUGCCGAAUUUCCAAAUGACUUAAUAAUGUUAUCCUGGAGACUGGACUUAACUCAGUUUGCUAAGACUAGAACAGUAACAGGCCAACUGGGUUUUCCUGAGAAUUUCUAGAAAGUAUAAGUCACUAUUCUUCUUCCUCCGGCAGAUGUUAUCAUCGCGUUCGGCCGACGAAGCACUGUGGUUUCAUUGUCGGUUUGGCGUGAAAUCAUGAUGAUACGUGAGGGUUUCCAGAUGAGUGAAUAAUUUUAGCUUGGAAACCGGACUUGACCAAUUUUACUAGGGCUAGAGGAGAAACAAGCGAGUUGGACUUUCAUGAAAAUUUAAAGGGACUUAGCAUCGUUAUUCGGCUUCUCUGGCUAGAUGCUAUCAUCAAGUUUGGGCAUAUGAGACCUCGCGUCUCUACUAGUUUUUUGGUGUGAACUCAUGGAGAUACAGUAAAUGGGCUAACUCAUGAAAUGUCAACCGAAGUUGCGAAAUGCAUUUCCGUUUCAAAAAGAUUUAUCAGGUAGGGUUAUAAAACUAAUCAGCAUGCAACAUAAUUCUAUAAUAAUUCAUUUAUCGCAGGAUUCCGGCUUUCGAACGAACGUCUUUCCGUCUGCAUGUAAAAACUAUACUCUGUAGGAAAUGACUAGUUAAAUGGCGUGCACUUUUCUCAUUGAUUUUCGAUGCGCUUAACAGUUCAAUUAUAUUUCGCGGAAAACACGCAUAAAAAUAUUCAUUUUCUUACUUAUUUGGUAGAAAAUGACGUCAUCCUCCAGUUUUGUGCUUGAAGGAAGGGUAUAAUUCGGUUUUUAAACACUUUUCAAUUUCCGAAUAAUUUUGAACCCGACUUGCCGUUACACUUGCAUUCAGGGUUUCCAAGCUGCAAGCCGUCUAUUGUCCGCGUACGGAAAACCAUACAUUUCUGUACGGUAUUAAGAAGAGACCACAGAGGGUUCAGAAAAUUAAGCAGAAAAUUUGAGCCAUAUUGUUGACUUUACAAGGCACACUGUUAACUGCACAGACAUGACGUUUUAUGGACGGUCAUAUCACGGUAUUAAACAAUUUCACAAUUGAAAAGUCAAGUUGGCGAACGCACGUUUUCGGUAAUUCUUCCUCAGGCCAAUACAAUUACAUGAAACGAAUGAAAAUGUACAAAAUCAACAGUGUUUAUAGAUGCCUCAAGGGCUAUUAAGUCACUAACACUCAUCAUCCCCACGCCGCCCGCAUGAGAAGGUCGGCGGGUGUUAGUCGUCGGGGCUAGGGGAGGGGGGUAAGAGAGUCUUUGAGUAAUGAUCUUGGGUUGAGUACACGGAGUACCCAUCAUCGUGAUUAGGGAUUUGAGGCGGCAUGGCUUCAUCACUUGGGGUUGGUGUUGGCGUUGGCCACGGCAGCGAAAGCGCUUGUGUCAGAGUUUUCUGACAGCAUAACACCGGAUUCACUAACCGUAUAGCUACUGCCUCUGCCGUUGCUAGUAUCCGUUGGCGUAGGCCUUUAGAGAAGCAUGUUGGUGUCCGGUAGACACCAACACCAACAAUUGAAAACUUUUUAAAACCGAAUUAUGCCGUUUUUUCGAGUAUAAAAUUAGAAACAGACGUCAGUUUCUAGGGGUUGUGUAAAAGAAUAAAUAUUUUUAUGCAUUUUUCCCGUGAAACAUAAUUGAAUUUUUUGGGGCAUUGAAAAUAAAUGAUAAAAAUGCAUGCCACUUAAGCAGUCAUUUUACACAGAGUACUGUUUUUGCAUGCAGCCGGAGAGAAGUUCGCUCGAAAGCCAGCAUCUCUAGAUAACUGAUUUAUUAAAUAAUUAUGCUGUACGAUGAUUGGUUUUACAACUCCACUAAAUUGGCCUAUUUGAAACAAAAAUGCAUUUUGAAAUUUCGGUUGACAUUUCAUGAGUUAGCCUACCUACUGCACGCGAGUAUCACUCCCCAGAGGCCAAAUACUCAACUGAACAUGGAUAAUGAAAUGUAAUAUGAUCGAUGUGUGUCAUCAGCGAAGUUGGCCCCCGUUAGAUGUCCAAACCCGAUACUUAAACUCAAGUCCAGUUGCCCAUCGAGCCCACUCUUUGCCACUGAAUCCAGAAGGAACGCAUACCUCGUUUGCUAAUAUGAGAAUUUUUCAGGGACAAAGAAUACCGGCACACAUUGUGCUUUGGAGUUCACGUCAGGACACCAGGCAGGCAGUUACAGUGAUGUUAAUGCUACCGAAAUGCAUCAAGGUGAGAACUCACAAUGUUCUCUGACCCGGCAUAAUGUCGAACACGUCUGCGCAUGUUCCGUCACCGGUUCGAUUUUACCUUAAAACGGUCCUGCUGAUUUCAUAGUUUUGCGCGUUCACAUGUGAUGGACAAAAACAGAGGUCAGACUGGCUCACAGCAGGCGCAUAUGCUCAUAACUACUGCCAUAAUCACGCGUUUGUGGCAUGUCCUAGUCAUGGUGUCAAAUCCACUCAGCAACUGUCUGAGAGUCACAGACGGUAAAACAUCCCCACGGCGGAUCGGUAUCUUCCUCCAAACACCAAAUCUGACACAACAGGCAGGGCUUAAUGACGUGGUUGUGACAUUCACGCGUAUAAAGUGAGCGCCACCCUCGGAAAACCUUCCGGAAUACCAGCUCUCAGGACAUCUUCAGGUUUUCGCGUGUUCUUGGUCUCAGAUGAUAAAGCAUUUAUUCUGAAAUUUAACUGACAUUGAUCCACGAGGGAAGUUUCGUUCUUAUGAUCAGUACUCACGUGACUAACAUCCUGCCUGCGACGGUAGGGGGGGGGGGUGCAGCGCUGCAUUCGGGGAGCGCUAGAGCGUUUAUAAAGUUCUGCAGCUGUAACCACCCGAAGUGUGCUUCGCCAGUGAUCGCGGGCAUGUUUACUAAGCGUAUAAACAUUGACGUUUGGUAAAAACAUAAACGGUCGGAAUAAACUUUGUUUACAGGUAGAUGAAUCAGCUCGCCAGUGUCCACUCAGUCCAGUUCGACCACCGAUUUCGACGAUAUACACCUUGUGCUCCCUAGCAGGGUAAUAGCAGGACAGUGGCUUGUGCGUGAGUUAGUACGCAGUGGCGGUAGACUUGCUACGCGCCUAUCGCAGCUCCUUCCCUGUUUGCAGCCGGUGGAAGAGUAAAAAAGACCAAAAGACGGGGAAAGGCACAGGUGGAUGGCACAGUGUGAACCCGCACAUAGGCGUACCACCACGCCCUCUGGUCCUCAACGGACCCUGACUAAUAUCUCAUACCACGACAAGAGUGGGGGGGGGGGUGGCACAGAUCCCUAGGGGCGCGGCGUGAGUCGUCACCUGUGCUUGCCACCACACCCUAGGGCCGGUGCUAAGAAAGAGUAAAAAAACCGAAGACGCGGAAAGGCACAGAUUGAUGGCACAGUGUGAACGCGCACAUACAGUGCGUGACCUAUCUCAUAAAAUGUUGGCUGAAAUGCGUUUUCGAUUAGGAAGGAUUACUUGGUCGCGGUUGUGAUACCGAUUAUCUUAAGGCAUGCUCUUAUAACAUUUUGGACUUGGCAGGAUGUCGGCUUUUAAAUGCACUUCUUUUCAAUUUCCUGUAAAAAGCGUGCUCGGUAAAAAAUGACUACUUAAGUAGCCUGCAUUUUUUCUCAUUGAUUUUCGAUGGUCUUGGAAAUUCAAUCAAUCAAUAGAGAAUUACGUCUAAUUUAUAUUUUCUACUUGAGAAAGGAGUUACUUAGGUUUUAAAAAGGUUUCUAAUUAUGAAACUUUUUAAGACCGCGAUAUGUCCAUUCAGAUAGCAUCGUACCUGGCCGUUUACCACUGCUCCUCAUGAAAUGUACAACAUGGUCCCCAUCCAUUGCAAAAUUGUAUGGACCCUGUAUGAUAUCUAUUUAAUGACAGAAAAAUAUGGGAUUUUCUUUACGCGGAACGCAUGCACCUUGUACAGUGUAAUCACUAAGCGCUAAUGCAACGAAGAAUCAGGCUCCAAAUUUUUCGGCAAUUAGAAAAAUUUUUUAAAACCUAAUUAUACUCAUUUCCUAAUUAUAAAAUAUAAAGAAGACGUGAUUCUCUAUUGAUUGACUAAAAGAAAGCCUAUUUUGUUUAUGGUUUCUAUAAAAUAUCUUUGAAUUAGCAAGACCAUCGAAAAUCAUUGGGAAAAAUGCACGCUACUUAUGUAGUUGUCUUUCACCAAGCAAAUUUUCUACAGAAGAUUGAAAAGAAAUGCAUUUAAAAGCCGACAUCCUGCCACGUCCAAAAUGUUAUAAGAAUAUGCCUUAUGAUAACCAAUAGCACAACCGUGACCAAGUAAUCCUUCCUAAUCGAAAGCGCAUUUCAGAAUUUCAGCCAACAUUCCAUGAGAUAGGACGCGCACUGUAGGCGUACUAUCACCCCCUGGUCCUCAACGGACACUGACCAAUAUCUCAUACCACGACAAGAGUGGGAGGGGGGUGGCACAGAUCCGUAGGGGCGCGGCUGGAGUCGUCACUUGUGUUUGUCACCACACUCCAGGGCUGAAAUGUGUUAUGGGUGCGCAUUCCGGAUAACUGCUGCCGGACUCCGAUCUGAUCACUGUGAUGGUCCAGCGCAUCUACUGUAUGAUCCGUUUUGGGGCACAACUGCCAUAUACUACUGUCUGACAAGCCUGGCUGUUCGCUCUGCGAGCAAACUUCUGCCUUCUUGAAAGGCGGGAAAACCAGCCACUUUGAGAGUUGCAGAAACUCAGAGUUUGGGAUCACAAUAUAGCUCACUUACGGCGACAAGUACACCCACAUGGACCGACAAUUUCAGUCAAUCUAGCAUUUGCUGAUAUCACUGCAGGCCGUGAUUUACCUCAACCGAAAGUCCGUAUUCCGUCUGACCCCCGGACUACCGUUGAUUUGCGUCCCUUUCUGACCUAAAUGCCUCGCGAGGAGCAAUCAGACGCGUUUCAGCCAAAGAAAUUGGUCGGAAAUAUGUGCUGCUUGCUUGCCUACCAAAGUAACAGCCUCGGCGUGCUUGCCUUGUUCGUAUCGCCUAACUGAACAUCUCUAUUCAACUGUCCAACUCGUGGUUGGUGUCAGGGGUUUGAGGAUUUAGUGCUUCCUGUCUGAGAUUUUUUUGAAGACUACUGCUGGCCACUGACUUCUGACCUUAGAAAGACUAGUUAAACGGUACUCGGGUAAUCAGGCUGAACGUGGAUGGAUAGAGUUCUUCGAGAGAAAAAAACUCGAUCGUCUUAACCUUUUUAAUCGAAGUUGAACAGCAGAUAUGAACCAGAUUGACGAAUAUGUGAAAAGUGUCUAUAUGGAGAGGUCAACUGGAAGCUCUUGAACGAGAUCGAAAUCUCUGUGCAUCAACAAAAUUGCUACUCUUAUGUUUUUUUAGGCAUGAUCAAGCUUGCCAUGUGAAGGCCAGUGCCAUGCAAAGCCAUCUCUUGUGACCACUUGAAUUCUGUACGACAAAAACUGAGCCACGCUGUCUAUCGAGGUUUACUAAAGGGCGACAAUACCGGUCGGCCGGUCUUGUUAAUACUGGUUGGGGGGAACACCGGAUGUUACCGGCAAGAAAACACAGAGACUGUCUGGAAUUAUGCCGAAAGUAUUAUCCUACUCUAUUGUACGAUAACGGAAAUAAGAGUAGCAAUUAAACAAUAAAUAAAAACCAAACAUCAAAAAAUAACGGAUUGCGAGUUAAGAUGUGGGGUAAUGGGAAGUAAUCUUUGCUGGCAGUGUAAUUUCUGCAACAGUCGGCAAAUGUAUGCCAAGGUAAAACCCCAUAUUACACGAUCCACAGUCUACUAUCAGUUGAUUUGGGUCCUUCUCUGUACCGUUGCCGGAUUUACGUAGGCAGCUGGAAAGUAACACUAAUUAAGUAGACGUGUUAUCUGGACGUAACCAACACGAACUACUAUUCAGCUAUAUGCAGAUACGCUGGGGGUUUCUAUCCAUUCCAGUAAAACGACCUCUUUUAUUUGAACUUAUAUUUAGUCGCUGUAAUAUCUCUUUUUUAUAUCGACACAACAUAUUGUUUGCAGUCAUUAUGUUCUAACUUCCGAUGCCUACCAUACAGUCUGUUUUACGGUGGGAAAGGUUUGACCAAUCAGGUUAGAGAGUAUACUUGUUACCUUGCGCCUUGGGAAUCAGUCACCGGCCUCGUAAGCGCUCAAAUAAAUAACAGAAAUUAUGCAGGAAAGUAAUACUGGCAAAGGCUGGGAGAGGAGGUUGCUAGGCGCAACAGGAUGGACAUAUCUCCUGACCUGAUUGAUGGACGCACUCACAAUACUGUUGUCAUUUCCAAUAGCAGUCGACAGGGAGAACGAACCCGUGAAUGCUCAGUGGUACUGCGUUUGACUCGGUAUGUAGUGAGGUACCGUAAUAAUUUACCUUUGACAAUUUAGUCCCGUUUUAUUUGUCCGGAUUGCUUGUUUGAAUGUAACGAAAAACAACAUACCUAAACAACCCGUCUGACUGGCCUGGUUUGCUGUCGCGCUCUGUUGUCAGGUUACUUAACAUUCAGAAUAUCUAUACUAUUAACUGCUCAAUUUUACUUGCUGCCUUUAAGGCUAGGGGCUCGUGAGAUAUAAUUCGUUAGUUCGUAAGGACUUUACCAUUUAGUUCAAGUAAAACUCGAUGAAAAAAUAAUGUAAGCUCGAGUCCCAAAGCGUACAAAUCGGGGACUAAGUGCGGUUGGCUGAGGACGACUGACAAGCCAGAAUUUGUCCUACUCUCCCUUGCUUUGUCAAUAUUCCCUUCUAGCUGUCCACUGUGUUUAGCCGCACUCCAUUUUAGCAAUCAGUGUUUGCAGGGCAUGAUCAGCUCCACAAAGAUCCACCUUCGGUGUUAGCCAGUAUGAAUUAUCUGUCCUCUUGUAGGUCACACGUGCAACAUAGCCCUGACUGGCGGAAGAUCGCUUUUUGGCAUCGAGCUAGCACUCUACAAGAAAAUCAAGGGGCUUCAUAACAGGAAACCCAAUAUUACCCUCUGGUCAGCCAGUGAAUACUUUACUGAGGGCAAUCGCCUCAAUUUAUCCAAACCCUGGGCCCUAACUGAUCUAGAACAUUAUGCCGACCGGACCUAUCGAUUAGAGGACUUUGGACCGCCAAAUCUGACUCGCGGGGAACACUGCAGGCGGUACUCAAAGAAAUUACAAGCCGAAAUCAACAGCGGACAUCCAAUCAAUUGGGUCCUGAUGGGUAUGGGGCCGGACGGUGAGAUUGCAGGACUCAGCAACCAAAGCAGCAGUAGCGAUACCGGCAGCAGCAGCAGCAGUACAGCGGAUCCUGUUCUGUGUCCCGAGAAGAUGCCGCCGGCCAAUCAACCCGGCAUGACUUUCAGUUGGGCCACAAUUGCGCAAGCGCGGAAUCGAGCGGUGUUUAUCGCGGAACAGGCUGUACCGCGGUCUUGGAAGAAGUCAGCCCUCUUUAGGCGCGUCCUCCAGCCCUAUAUGGCUAACCCAGAGGAGAAAAGAUUAAGUUUGACGGAGUGGCUUGCGAGACCGGUAUCGGGCCCAGCUAUUUUGCACUUGGUGGACGCCCCAGUAGACGGUCCGCGCAUUCUACUGUACACCGAGCCAGCCCGACGUGUUAACCGCUCUGAAACGGAUAUGAGUUUUUGA
This is a messenger RNA of Spirometra erinaceieuropaei, 9411 nucleotides long. The record is from the annotation of a GenBank genome assembly. NCBI's taxonomy places the organism in Eukaryota, Metazoa, Platyhelminthes, Cestoda, Diphyllobothriidea, Diphyllobothriidae.